AUGUUUGUGAACGCGCUAUGUGGUGCCUAUACAAUUCUCGCCACAUUCUCGGUCUACGUGCUAUAUCGCGGCAUCGCACAGCGAUCCUCUCAAAUUCUCCUCUCAGUCGUCUUUGCGCUCUUCAUCUCUACUGCAAUAUUCUGGACGUCAACGGUCUACUCUGUCAUGAAUCUCUUCGGUCAGCCCAUGGUCGGCGCGGACCCAUCUUUCGCGUAUACGCUCGCGAAGUGUGCUCCAACAGCCUCGCUACUCGUUAAUACGGUACUCAGCGACGGCAUUGUCUGGUGGCGUGCCUGGGUAAUCUCUGGAGGCAACCGCCUGCUCAGCUUCGCCGCCGCCGCAUGUCUAGUGGCAACAUGCGGGCAUCACGCGUGUACGUGGGUAGGGCCGGACGGCUUGCCAGGCGAGGGAGAGUUCUUCACCGGCGACCCGUACGGGCUAGCCGCCGCCACGCUUUCCGUGCUGGCAAACAUUAUUGCGACCGCUGUGAUCGGGCUGACAGCGUGGCGACAUCGGCAGCUCAUCAAGGCACAUCUUCAGUGCCAGCGUGGACGUACGUUGGUCGGAGAAGUCCUGCUCCUACUCGUCGAAUCCUCCGUGUUGUACUGUCUGUUGUGGAUGUUGGUUUUUGUGGGACAAGUCGCCUCGGUCGCCAAGCGCGGUUCCCUCACAAUCGAGUACAGCUACGACAACGUUGAUCAUCUCGUUCGCAUCGACAACGCCUAUGCUGUGUGGUUCAGAUACGUCUUGCAAGGGAUCAUACCCUUGAUUGGAAUAUAUCCGACGAUGGUCAUCCUUCUCGUGGCGCUAAAGAAGUCCCGAUUCGAGUCCCACUUCUCCAGUCCGGAACUUGUGCCCCCCACGCUGCCGGUUGUCUUCGCACCUUUCAGCCCCGCCACAAGUGCCAUGGGCGAAUUGUCUGUUGAUAUCAUUAACCACCCAGGCCAAGUCCAUGUACGACAUCAAAACGACGUCCUCUCCAGCGACCUACAGUGUCGCUCCGGCGACUCGAUCGUAUACAUAACGCAUUCGGUGGUUUACGGGAGCCCGGAUAAAGCGCCAAGCGCGACGCCUCGAGCCUCUCUCCACCUGCUCCGACCGGAGGACGAGGAGUCGACCGGGCAUUGA
Molecule: messenger RNA, 1128 nt
Organism: Trametes versicolor FP-101664 SS1
Lineage: Eukaryota; Fungi; Basidiomycota; Agaricomycetes; Polyporales; Polyporaceae
Exons: 8
Coding region: 1-1128 (375 amino acids)
Source: RefSeq, a predicted model, not a curated record